AUGCGCGUCGUCUUCGGGGGCCUCUUCCGUUUUCUGCUGAGCCCGCGGGAGAGCUGGAGCCUGAAAGCAGCUCCGCCCUGGUGUGUUGAGCACGCGACUAUCCGCUCGCGCGAGACAUGCGAGAAUCUGUACACGGAGAACCUGUUGGAGUCGUUCUUGAGAUCUCGGACCGAAGUCAUCCAACUUCGAAAGCUGCAAGGUAUUUGUUUCAAUAAGGUGGCACCCUGUCGGAGGCCCCGGAGCAACUACUGUGAUCUGACCCCGGCACGGCAUGCCCAUGGAUAUGUGGAGAGUGAUCCGGCUUUUUACGAACAGUUCAACAUGGACUACUUCUUGACGGGCUCGGCCGUGAAUGCGGACUUUGAUGGCCAGUUCGCGGUGCGCCUGGCCCGGUUUUUCCGCGACGACGUGGACCGCGCGGCUCGCCGAUCCAGCGGUCCACGCAUCUUCCAGCUGGCGGGGCGCCCCGCCCGCCCCGCCCGGGUCCUGGACAUGGGCUGCGGCCGUGGCAGCUACGUCGAGCUCUUCGAGCGAUGGGGUUUGGUGGCUAUCGGCGUCGACGGGGACGUGGUCGUACGUCGGACACUUCCCAAGAGCAGUCUUGUGUGGGACCUCACGGAGCCACUGGACCUUCCAGGUAUUCGCACAAGCGAAGCCGAGGGAUUUUUGUCCCUGAUCCCGGAGGGGGUCAGUGUGGACGGGGUCGAUGGCACCAUGGACCUCUUCCUCUCGCAAAUCGAGACUGCGGCAGACGGAGACCAGGCCAGUGGUUGCAGUUUUGAGGCACCUGAUGACCCAACGGAAGAGGAGGAUGCAAACCUUAUACUCAGUGUUGGCCUCAAGAUGGAGGGAACUGGGGGGCACCACUCAGUUGCACUUCUGCGGCACAUUUGUUGCAGCGACGUUCGCUGUGUCGGGUAUGGUAUGGGGGUGAGCCAUCCGCCUAUCGGCACGGUAUGGCGGAUGGCAUCCAGCCAGGGUGAGGAUCCUUACAACGGGACGCGGCCAUCCUUCUUCUAUGGGCUCAGGUAUUUGCGGCGCAAGACCUGGCCGAGUGCUCGAGGGGCAUCCGGUAGGGUAGCUCUGCCUCACUCGCUGCUGGAGAACCUGGGCGUGCUCACGGUGUCCUUCGGGUCAGCAGACUGGGUUUUGAGCCUUGGGGUUGGCCAAUUCAUUCCGCGCUCCAAAGAGCCGACGUUUCUGAUGAACUUGGUGCGACAUGCUGAGCUCGGCAUCGUGAUCCUCUGGGGUGGCUCGGGGCCAAACCCUCGCUCCGCAAAAGAAGUGCGGCAGCUGUUCCAGCCUUUGGGCUUUCGCCCGGACAAAGGGGCUGCCAGGGAGCUCCGGCUCUUUGCAGGAUUGGCCUACGGUGGGCAAAAGGACGAGCUCCUGGUCUUGCGGCGCCGUGCAGGUACCUGGGCAGCCUUGGAUCCAUGGAGCCGCGAAGACGUGCACAAUGCGGACGGCAGCGGGGAGCCUGCAGCGCUUGUUGGGCACCACGCCUACCUUGUCCAGUACCGAGGCAAGCAGGCCGUGCACUGCGCAGUGCACGAGACCUAUGGCCUCGUCAGGCCCGGCCUGCUCUGGGUCACCGGCGGCUGUGGCGGCCUCUUCCGGGUCUGGCGGACCAACAACGCCCAAGAGCUGCCCGGUGCAUUCUGUAUCAACGCCGACCAUCGAUACAAGGAGUGCAUCAUCCCAUCUUGGCUCACGGACCCAAAGAUCAAUGCAACCGUGCUGAGCGCUCUGAUGGAUCUGAAUGCCACAGGGGGUGCUCGCACGCACCUGUCUGAGCGCCUGGAUCCAGAGAGCCCGGGGUUGAAUUCAAUUCAGGAAUGGUCGGAGGGCCAUAAGAAAGCAGAGCAUGCAGAGCUCGGGAAGCAAAGCCCAGGUUUUCUGGACUGGCAGAUGCACGCUUCCGCCGACCACUUUGUGCCUCGGCUGGCGGCCUGGCGUGGAGACCCGCGCCUGAACGUGGUGUUCUACAAGUUCUCGCGGAAGCUGGCCUCGGCUUGCGUCGCAGACGGAUCACACUGCACUCGCUGCAAUUCUAAUAGCACAGUUCGCACACUCCGUGCCCACACAUCGACGGCGAUGAGGCCAUCAGAGCUGCUUCUCGAGUGGCGGUGGUUCUGGUCCAUCGACUGGCGGCCCUUGCUGAGGCUCUCAGCCCAACUGCAGGCCCGCCGAGGGCGAGGCUGGCGGGGCCGAGGAGGUGUGGAGGCGGAGGCCCCUACCCGCUUCGCUCGACUAUUCCUGGUGCUGCGGUCCCUUGGGCUAAAACUAUCAAAGCGCGACCCCAAAGACCUCAAAGACUCCAUGCCCGGCUUCAACCAGAAGCUGCGGACCCGUGCUUUGGGCCACUUCCGCCGGGCGGCGUCCACUGCAGAGAGCACUCUUCGCCUGCAGGUCGAGCUUGCCAGCAAGCCAGCCGGCGAGGCACCCGGAUCGACACCGAAGGCACUGAAGGUGCGCUGGUCUGCAUCGGACUGCCUACCACGCUGGCGCUUCCGCCGCGAUCGGAAGAAGCUCAAGGGCCCACCGCCCCCUGAAGCCUUGUUGCGCCGCUUUGCCCUGGCGCAACGGGCUGGCAGCGCGCUGCUCGCUGGCCUUUCCCCAGCCAGAGCCUUGAGGAGCCCAGUCUUGCAUGAGCUCCUUGGUUUGGCUCAUCGCGCAGCCUUGGCCGUGGCCCAAUGGGGUGGGGCCAUUCCAUGUACAGGGCAACGCUUUCGGAAGCGUCCCAUGAGUCCCGUGUCUCACCGCCCUAUGGCGAAGCCAGGGUGCGAAAGGUGCGAAUGCGAAAGGCCAUGGGCCGAGGACUCAGUGGAGGCUUGGUAUGUCUACCGCUUGGUGGCCUGCGACCCUUCGGUCUGA
Molecule: messenger RNA, 2874 nt
Organism: Symbiodinium natans
Lineage: Eukaryota; Dinophyceae; Suessiales; Symbiodiniaceae
Source: the annotation of a GenBank genome assembly